UUAUUUACCUACCAAAGGAAAGUUGGUUUUGUUUUUGAAAUUAGUCAGGAUUGCAAUGGUUGCUUUAAAUAAGUUUUUUUUUAAAUUUGAAGUUUUUAGUAAUACUUCCUAAAAUGAAUAAAUGUGGAACAGACCCUAAAGUUAAGAAGUCCUUAGUGAGGAAUUUCGAACAGAAAGUGAAACCGGCACGAAAACAAGUAGUUCAUGAUGUGACUAUGGCCAGCUCAUCUAAUAAUGGAAUAAGUCCAAAGAAUGCCCAAGUUGAGAAAGAACUGAGUCAACCCACACUUUGUUCUAGCGAAGCCUUAGCUAAUUAUCUGAGCGAUGUCAAGAAAUCACUUCCCCCGUCGGAGGAAAACGUUCGUGUUGACAAAGGUCAAUUUAGUUCUAAAAUAACAAAAAAACUGAAUUUCCAUUUCAAUGAUCGAAUUUAUAAAAACUUAAUUGAAUUAAAUGCAAAUGUUGAAGAAACUAAAAGUCGGAAAAGUGGUAGAAGACCUUCAAGUGGACUAAGCCACAGCAAACGAGACCUUGAACCAAACAUAGAAGAUUUCUUUGAAGAUGAAAAAGAAAUAGAUUCACCUCCUAACAUUCCUGUCAUGAAACCAAAAUACAAACCUGUAAAAUAUAUUGAGAAUGGAGACUUGCAUAAACUGGUUGCGUCCUUUGAAGAUUUAUGACAUUUGAUGCUAUUAAAAAU
This is a messenger RNA of Amyelois transitella, 700 nucleotides long. RefSeq lists its product as uncharacterized. Lineage: Eukaryota; Metazoa; Arthropoda; Insecta; Lepidoptera; Pyralidae. The record is from RefSeq and is a predicted model, not a curated record. The transcript has 2 exons. Bases 114 to 680 code for a protein of 188 amino acids.